AACUUGCAUUCAUCUAUCAGUUUUGUACUCUCUCUAUUUCUCUCUACAAUGGCUAAUCUAAAUAGCAUCUCAUUUUCUCUAAAACUCGUACUUCUCUUCAUCAUAUUCCCAUUAUCAACAAAUGCAGCUAGUUUUAGUGUUUUAAGAUAUGGAGCGAAACCGAACGGUAGAACCGAUUCGACGAAAGCUUUUUCACGAGCAUGGUCUUUAGCUUGCCAGUCUAGAAAACCGGCGACAAUGUGGAUACCAAAAGGAACUUAUUUGGUAAAGAAAGUAACUUUUAAUGGUCCGUGUAGAAGUAAAAGAGUCACAGUACAAUUUGAUGGUAAAAUUGUGGCACCUCCUAAGAACAUUUGGGUCAUUGGGAGUUCCCGGAAUUGGAUUUUGUUCCAUGGUAUCAAUGGGUUAACGAUCACUGGCGGGGUGAUAGAUGCUCGUGGAUCUCAGUAUUGGAAUUGUAGGAGAUCUGGUGGAAGAUGCCCACAAGGUGCAGUGUCACUGUCGAUAGACAAUGUGAAAAACGGUGUAAUCAGCGGUUUAACAUCAAUCAACAGCCAACAAUCUCAUAUAUCUAUCAAUGGCUGCAACAAAAUGCUGAUUCAACGAGUCACUAUUAUUGCACCCCGCCAGAGCCCCAACACAGACGGAAUACACCUACAGGCGUCAACAAGUGUGACAAUCAUUGAUUCUACCAUUGGAACUGGGGAUGAUUGUAUUGCAAUUGGUCCGGGGACUAAAAAGCUACUGGUUCAACGCGUAAAAUGUGGUCCUGGACAUGGAAUUAGUAUUGGAAGUUUAGCUAGAAGUCAAAAUGAAGCAGGAGUACAAGGAAUUGUGGUGAAGGACGUAACGUUUGACGGAUCAGACAAUGGCGUACGGAUUAAAACAUGGGCUAGACCAAGCAACGGUUUCGUAAAAAACGUUCUUUAUCAAAAUAUCGUGAUGAAAAGCGUUCGACAUCCUAUAAUUAUUGAUCAAACAUAUUGCCCUGGUGACAACGGCUGCCCUAACCAGAACUCUGGAAUCAAGAUCAGUGGGGUGACAUACUUAAAUGUCCAUGGAACGUCGAGAUCACCAAUUGCCGUUAGCCUACAUUGUAGUCGCACUACCCCAUGUACAGGGAUCAAAUUAUACAACGUUAAGCUGAGUUAUUCAAAAAAACCUGCCAAGUCUUUUUGUUACAGUGCCGCCGGUACAUCUCGAGGACAAGUCCUGCCAGGAAGCUGUUUCUAGUCUAGUAAUUGAAGUUCAAUCGAGUGGAGUUUUUUUUUCCCCCCUCUCAUUUCCCCCCUAAUUAUGUUGUAAUUAUAUAUGACGAGUUCACCUACUAGCAUAACGCGAGUAUGAGUUAGCAAAAGAAACUUGUCUGCAGUACUAUUUACCAUUCUUGAUGAGAAUUAAGGGCAAGGUCCUAAAAAAUUCUUCAUCACCUCACAAUGUUGCAUAUAUAUUCCUUGGUGUGGCUUAAGAUUGUAGCUUUUAUUUGAGCUUUUUUCUUCUUCUUUUUUUUGUAACAGAGAAAGCUUGUCAUUGUAUUUCUGUACCUUUAUA
Papaver somniferum (opium poppy) is the source of this 1551-nucleotide messenger RNA. RefSeq names its product polygalacturonase-like. The record is from RefSeq and is a predicted model, not a curated record. Gene Ontology annotation, molecular function: polygalacturonase activity. The coding region runs from base 49 to 1233 and encodes 394 amino acids. Gene Ontology annotation, biological process: carbohydrate metabolic process. The transcript is spliced from 4 exons. NCBI's taxonomy places the organism in Eukaryota, Viridiplantae, Streptophyta, Magnoliopsida, Ranunculales, Papaveraceae.